GUUCCAUCGAUCCUGCAAACGCUCCAGUCCGUUCCAGUGGAGUUUAUCCCACUCCACUCUUUACCCCCAACACCGUUAGAUCAAUGAAUUCGCGUACCCAUCUCCUCUCUCUCACUGGUCUCCCACAGUGAACCGCUGGACAGCUCCCGUUACGAGUAUUCGGAGGCUGCAUGUUCUUUCCCAAGUCUUGGGGAUUUCUACCGCGUUACGCUUGGUGCCUUUGCGCAGAAAAAGAUGGUGAACUAACGGUUUUAGUUGUUGCUUCUUAACUUGGAAACUUAUCACCGCCGUACCUGCUUUUUGUUGCUAUUGUAUUGGGAGAUUUUCUUUGGAGCAACCGGUUCCAUACGCACGGCGUUAACGAACGGAUUCGUGCGUUGUGUGGUUUUUAGAGAAGGAUUUUUGUGAUAGUGGGAUAGUGUCGCUCAGCGGUGAAGCGCAAUCAUGGAGGGAUCAUUUGGAUGUAUUUGGGCGAAAAGACUUUCGGUAUUUGUCUGGUUAUGCUAUCUCGCCGGCGAUUCAACAUCAUAUAGUGCAGAGACCUCAUCGUCAUCUCCGUCCCAGACAGGCCAGGUGUUCGUGGACUUCAGCUUGGUUCUGGAACCCCAGGACACGGUGACAUUACGGGGCGGUGCUCUCCAGCUGGACUGCAAGGCUCAGUCAGAUCAGGGUAUUCCAGUUAUCGUCUGGAAGAAGGACGGGGUGCUGCUCAGCGCCGUGGUGGACGAGAGGAGACAGCAGUUCCCUAACGGUUCUCUAGUGGUCCAGAACGUGGUUCACUCACGACACCACCGACCUGACGAGGGGCUCUACCAGUGUCUGGCAGCGCUAGAGGGAGUGGGGGCCAUAGUCAGUCGCACGGCUAAAGUCACUGUCUCUGGUCCGUUGAAGCUCGUGGUCCCUACAGAGUCAGUGUCCUCCUACCUGGGUGACACGGCCCUGCUGCGCUGUGAGGUGACUGGUGAUCCCAUGCCCGUGGUACGCUGGCAGAAGAACAGAGAGGACCUGCCACUCACCUUAACCCCAGAGAGCAGAGUGGUGGUACUGCCCUCCGGAUCGCUCCAGGUUAGCAAGGUUCAACCACCAGACUCUGCCACCUACCGCUGCCUGGCAGACAACCCUGGCAGCGCCCGCACUGGCAGUGACGCAGACCUACGAGUGUUGCCAGAGCCUGGAACCACCAGGGGCCUUCUGUUUCUCCAGCAGCCCCAGAGAGUCACCUCCCUCCUGGGGAGAGAUGCUGUGUUGGAGUGCUCCGCUUCGGGGUUCCCCACCCCCGCCUUCCACUGGAUGAGAGGCACUGAGAUAAUCCAGAGCAGGUCUAAGAAGUACUCCCUGCUGGGCGGCAGUAACCUCCUGAUCAGCAGCGUAACAGACGACGACUCAGGCUCCUACAGCUGCGUGGCGUUUAACAAGAACCAGAACAUCACGGCUUCCUGCGAGCUGUCUGUUCUCGUGCCACCCCAGUUCCUGAACUACCCCACCAACACGUAUUCCUAUGAGAGUACGGACAUGGAGCUGGAGUGUGCUGUAACGGGGAACCCUCCUCCCACGGUGCACUGGAUGAAGAACGGAGAGGAGGUCAUCCCCAGUGACUACUUCCAGAUCGUUGAUGGCAGUAACCUCCAGAUCCUUGGUCUGGUGAAGUCAGAUGAAGGUUUCUAUCAGUGUGUGGCUGAGAACGAAGCAGGGAACGCCCAGGCUAUGGCCCAGCUCAUACUGAGAGAGCCAGUUGUCCCCAGCUCAGGUGUCCUCCUCCCCUCUGCUCCCCGUGACGUGGCCCCUGUCCUAGUGUCCAGCCGUUUUGUCCGCCUCAGCUGGCGCCCCCCGCAGGAGACCAGGGGAACUGUCCAGACUUACGGCAUCUACUACUCCCAGGACACAGUCAACAGGGAGAGGGCUGUGAACGUGUCGGAGCCAGAGACCCUCCAGUUGACUGUCAGUAACCUGAAGCCAGAGGAGACCUACUCCUUCAGAGUGGUGGCCUACAACGACAACGGGCCUGGAGAGAGAUCCGCGACACUCAAACUCACCACGCCGCCAGAGUUGCAGGUCCCGGGGCCGGUGGAGAACCUCCAGGUAGAGUCCAUCUCCCCCACCUCCAUCCAGGCCUCCUGGGACGCCCCGGUCUACGCCAACGGGCCCCUGCUGGGGUACAGACUGCUCUGGACUGAGACACCCUCUGGCAAGGAACAGAGUGUGGAGGUGAACGGGCAGAGUUAUAAGAUGGAGGGACUUCAGAAGUUCACAGAGUACUCGUUAUGUGUCCUGGCGUUGAACCGCUACGGCCCUGGGAUCAGCACAGAGGACAUGAGCAUCACCACGCUUUCUGAUGUACCAAGUGGCCCUCCACAGAACAUCUCCUUGGAAGUAGUUCUGUCAAGAAGCAUUAAGGUGAGCUGGCAGCCCCCUCCUCCCAACAGCCAGAACGGGUUCAUCACCGGCUACAAGCUCCGACACCGGAAGACCGGCCGACGAGGAGACCAGGAAGCCAUCGAACCUAACAACUUCUGGUACCUGUUCACAGACUUGGAGAAAGGCAGUCAGUACAGUUUCCAGGUCUCUGCCAUGACAGCUAACGGCACGGGCCCGGCCAGCGAGUGGUUCACCGCCGAGACGCCAGAGAAUGACCUUGACGAGAGCCAAGUCCCGAACCAGCCGAGUUCCCUCCACGUCCGACCCCUGCCCAACAGCAUCAUCAUGAGCUGGACUCCUCCCCUCAACCCCAACAUCCUAGUACGGGGCUACAUCAUUGGCUACGGAGUAGGAAGUCCCUACGCCGAGACGGUCAGGGUGGACAGCAAGCAGCGAUACUAUGCCAUAGAAAACCUGGAGCCCAGUUCCCACUAUGUCAUCUCCCUAAAGGCCUUCAACAAUGCAGGAGAGGGUGUCCCCCUGUAUGAGAGUGCUGUGACCAGGUCUAUAACAGACUCCAUUGAUCCGUCAGACGACGAUCUGUUCCAUCUGUUUGAUAAAUAUCCUACUCCCAUGCCAGAUACGUCCACCCCCAUGAUCCCCCCAGUAGGUGUCCAGGCCGUGGCCCUGACCCCAGACUCUGUCAGGGUCAGCUGGGCAGACAACUCCAUGACCAAGAACCAGAAGACCACUGAGGUUCGCUACUACUCCGUCAAGUGGAAGACCAGCUACUCUACUAGCGGGAAGUUCAAGUCUGCAGACACUACAGCCCUCAGCCACACCGUCACUGGCCUCAAACCCAACACCAUGUAUGAGUUUGCUGUCAUGGUCACCAAGGGCCGUAAGUCCAGCACGUGGAGUAUGACAGCUCACGCCACUACGUACGAAGCAGCUCCCAGCUCUGCCCCUAAGGACCUGACGGUGAUCAGCAGGGAGGGAAGACCCAGAGCCAUCCUGAUCAGCUGGCAACCCCCCAUGGAGGCUAACGGACGAGUCAUGGUCUAUCUGCUAUAUCCUGUACACAUCCUAGAUAAGAACAUGCCUAUAGAUGACUGGGUAAUGGAGAGUAUCAGUGGAGACCGUCUGACCCACCAGGUGAUGGACCUGAACCUGGACACAGUCUACUACUUCAGGAUCCAGGCUAAGAAUGCCAAGGGAGUGGGUCCCCUGUCAGACCCCAUCCACUUCAGGACUAACAAAGUGGAACACCCAGACAAGAUGGCUAACGAUCAAGGUCGCCAUGGAGACGGAAGCUACUGGCCCUCUGACAACAACCUGAUUGAUAGGAGCAGUCUGAACGACAUUGGUCAGAUGCGUCCUCCUCACGGCAGUGUGACGCCCCAGAAGAACAGCAACCUCCUGGUCAUCAUCGUGGUCUCCGUGGGAGCCGUUACUGUGGUAGUGGUCAUCAUAGUAGCGCUGAUCUGCACCAGGCGCUCCUCCGCACAACAGAGAAAGAAGCGUGCCACUCACAGUACAGGGAAGCGAAAAGGUAGUCAGAAGGACCUGAGACCUCCAGACCUGUGGAUCCAUCAUGAGGAGAUGGAACUGAAGAACAUUGAGAAGCCUACAAGUGCCGCCCCCUCUGGAUGUGAUUCGCCCAUCCAGGGUUCCAUCCAGGAAAUCCGGUCUCAGUCUGUCAGUCACAGCCAAUCAGAGAGUCAGAUGGGAAGCAAGAGCAGCCACUCAGGUGUGGACAAUGACGAGGCUUCCAGCUGCAUCUCUACGUUAGAGCGCUCCCUAGCUGCCCGGAGGGCGACACGUACCAAGCUGAUGAUCCCCAUGGACUCUCAGCCCAGCAACACCCCUGUUGUCAGUGCCAUCCCAGUGCCAAUUCUGGAGAGCAGUCAGUACCCUGGCAUCCUGCCCUCGCCCACCUGCGGGUACAACCAUGGUACUCUGACCACCCACCCCAAGUUCACCCUGAGACCCAUGCCCUUCCCCAGCCUCACCGUGGACCGAUGCUAUGCAGCAGCGAUGUCGACAGAGGGUUCCACUCCGCUGGGGGUUCAGCAGCAGCAGCAUACUCUGAUUACCAGCAGCAGUAGUCAGCCAGGUGUAGGAGGAGCAGGAGGUGGAGGUGAGCUCUCUCUCCCUGGCGCAGAAGAGGUAGGGGCCACCUCUACCCGUACCAUCCCCACCGCCUGCGUCAGGCCAACGCACCCCCUACGAAGCUUCGCCAAUCCCCUCCUGCCUCCCCCCAUGGGGACCAUCGACCCCAAGGUCUACACACCCAUGAUGCCACAUUCAAGUGCCAGCCUUCCCAAGCCAACAGUAAAAACAGCAUCUCUGGGGCAAGUUGGCAAAGCCAGAUCACCACUACUACCGGUCUCCGUGCCAACAGCCCCCGAGAUGGGUGAAGAGGGACAGAAGCAACCAGAAGACUCAGCCAAUGUUUACGAACAGGAUGACUUGAGUGAACAGAUGGCGAGCCUAGAGGGACUCAUGAAGCAACUCAACGCCAUCACUGGCUCGGCCUUUUAACCCCAGCAGCCCUGGCAGAGAGUCCCACCCAGACAGUCCGUCAGACCUUAACAGCAGCAGCACUGACAGCAGAACCACAGUAUUACACCAUAGGGCAGGGCACAGAGAGGGGGGGUAUGGUGUCAGAACCUCAGAAACACAGAUACUUCUCCACCCCCUCCCCCAAAUACUGUAACCAACCCUUCUAACAGACCUCUAUGUAACCCUAUAAUACUAUAACCAGUAACAGACCUCUCUGUACCCCUAUAAAUACAAUAACCAACCACCCUGACAGACCUCUCUGUAAUUCCAAAACAUCAGGACUAACGAUUAAGGAGAAUCUAAAAGAUUUGCCUAGUGUUGAUUUCCCUUUAAAACACCACCUUUUGAGUUUUCAUUUAUCAAUGUUAAUUUUGGAGGGUUUCCUUGUGCGUUACUGGUGUAUUGGAUUGAACUUUGAACUGAAGGCACAAGUGUUACAGCUGGGUCUAUAGUAUUAGACCUUUGGAUUGGUUAUUAUCUCCAGACACCAACGUUUCCCUGGACCCCUCGUUCACCAACGUUUCUCUGGACCCCUCGUUCACCAAUGUUUCCCUGGAACCCCUCGUUCACCAACGUUUCCCUGGAACCCCUCGUUCACUAACGUUUCCCUGGAACCCCUCGUUCACUAACGCUUCCCUGGAACCCCUCGUUGCCUGGUGAUGUUGUGAGACAACAUGGGAGGUCUCACAGUAACCACACCCUUACGGCGUUGAAAUGAAACGUACACCAACUCCUUGUGAACCCGAGGCUGUCCAAAUAUGGACACCGUACGCUCCCUCUUCUCUUUCCUAAAACAUUGACACAGUCAGUGACCACAGCCUAGAACAUUCUACAGGCUGUGAGGAACACUGGUUAGGCCCCGGGUACUGGAUCAUCUCAAUACGGACUACAGAACCAACUUCAGACUCUGGAAAGUUCUGGAUCCUUGUUCAGGUCCAUUUGUGUUGCUGCUCCUCAACUGAACGUCUGCCCUGGUUGUGUUGCUACCCUAUAUCACAACUACAGACAGCUGUUGAAAUCGUUAAAACAACACCAAGAAUUAUAACCAGGCGCUCCAGUCAAUGUAUGAAUGGUCUUGGAACGUUCUGGGAAUCAAGACAGUAUCAAAUGGGAUUUACAGGGGUUGGAAGGCUUUUGUAUGAAUGUAUGUUAUUUACUCUGAACAAUCCAUUGUUUUGGUUAAUACCACCUUAUUCACAACAUACAGCGUCUUGUGCAUUAUUAAAACCCCGAGAGAUGUUUAUUUUUUGUUGUUGAUUAUGGCGCCGUUGAUGCUAUUGAUGAGUCGUCAUUUUAACAGUUAAGGUUUUCAUGAGACAGACACAUGUACCUCAGUUUAAGGUUGUACGGUUGACUGACUAACAAUGUGGUUAACAGUGUGAUCACACAGGGGUUUGUUUUGGUCAUUUUUAUAUGAUAAACGAUUAUAUUAUUCCAUAUAGUAUAUUUUUACAUCAGCAGUUCUGUCAAAGCUGCAGUACAACUAUUUUUAAACCAAUUGAUUAAACCCUACUGGCUUCUAAUCUAGUUUUACAUUAUGGGGCUGCAUGGGUUGCUAUGCAUCACUGAGGAUAGAUACUGUACAUAACCUGAAGCCUUUUAACAAAACAUGGCAUCAAUAUGUACCACUUAAGUGAUAAAUGAAUCAUUAAUCGCCAUGAAAAUCGGACAUCAAUAUUCGCAUGUUUGAUUCUGGUAACCCAUGGUAACUGUGCUCCCUUUAUCAAUUGCAAACCUCUAUUUGUUUUCCCCCUCUGAAGAUGGAUUGUCCCAGAGAGAUGUAGGGUUAGCUACAUUGUCAUUCAGAACAUGUUUAGAUUAGAACGCAGGAGAUAAAGGGUUAGCUACAUUGUCAUUCAGAACAUGUUUAGAUUAGAACACAGGAGAUAAAGGGUUAGCUACAUUGUCAUUCAGAACAUGUUUAGAUUAGAACACAGGAGAUAAAGGGUUAGCUACAUUGUCAUUCAGAACAUGUUUAGAUUAGAACACAGGAGAUAAAGGGUUAGCUACAUUGUCAUUCAGAACAUGUUUAGAUUAGAACGCAGGAGAUAAAGGGUUGAAUUCAUUAUACUGUAUCAAAUGUUAGGAUUCAUAUUAGGACACCAGCUGGAAAUAGUAACAAUGCUGAAUAUGGUAUUGAUGUCUGUGCCAGUGAGACAUUCAAAUGGUUUAGAAUAGAGGGAAAGAAAAGUCACAGAUCAGACGACUCAUCACAGAACACAGAUGUCUUUAUUUCGUCACAACAAACUCUCGAGUUUCUCUCAUUCUACAUCCGGGGUUUUCUUUUUCAUCUGUUUGCCCUUAAAGGAAAAUUCAACAAAACAAAAUCUAGUUUUCAAGAUCUAGAAUAUUGAAAAGUCCAGAACAUGUCACAGUAUGAUGCGUUUAGGACACGUUCUAGAAUUUUAACAUUAUACAUCUUGGAAACUAGAUUGCUGACCUGCAAAACAUUUUUAGGAUUGUUUCAACAGUGGACUAAUGAAACACAACAUUGUUUUUUUUUUUUUGAGUGGUAUUUUCUUUUAAAUACUUUAUUUUUUAAAUGUAUUUUUAAUUUGUUGAGAAAAAUGGAGAUGUUCUAUGUGCCUAUACGUUUGCUUUUCCAUUCUUCGUUUCUCUCUUCGUUGGUCACUUUAUUUGUAUGGAGAUCUGUAUGAAAAUAUGAAACCUGAUUUUUUUUUUCUCUCUUUGCCUCGCCCUUAGUGCAGGGUAACAGAUGAGCUAUGAAGUUCUGUCGACAUAGUCUUGUCUCUUCUGAACGACAGACAGGCAGACCAUGGCUCUAUAUUUUCUUGUAUGCUGUACAUGUGUAUUACCAUGGAGAAAGGACCGCUGAAGCAAGACAACAUGAAAAAUAUUGAGUCAGUCCCGAAUGGAAUCCUAUUCCCUAUUUCGUGCCCUACUUUUGACUCAAGCCCUAUGGACUUUGGUCAAAAGUAGUGCACUAUAUAGGGAAUAGGGUGCCAUGUUUUUUUCUUCUUCCAUUGUACAGUUCCAUAGAGCAACUGAAGGACAAAUUGCUAGUUAACUCAUUGACUGUGGGUGGGUUUGGGGAGGGUACUUUUUAUGAUAAAAUGUAAUAUAUUAUUUAGAGCGCACAUCACUAUUAUUUAUGAAGAACGACGUGAUCAUUCUGGACAUGUAGUUUAGUAAUGGGGAGAAAAAAAACGACAUUUGGAAAAACCCAUUCAAGAUCUCAUUCUCAAUACUGUUAGGAAGGUGUCCAUCCCAUUUAAUGCCCUCUUCCUGUUGUCAUUCUCCCAUCAGCCACAUCAUGAUUGCGGUAUCAAUAUUAGGACCGACUCGGAGUCACAAGCAGUUAGUCCUAAUUUGGAUACCGUACAGGAUAGCACGUUCUCUCAGAAAAGGAAGUCACCCAUAGACACUUUGAGUUGCAGACUUACACAGACAUCUAUCAUGUCACAAUUCACCCAAACUGUCUAGAUUGGCUGGAUAUUUGAAUAACAAGUGCAUUUGAUAAACUGUUAUGGAUGAUAGGCUAUGGUUAUAACCUGUUUUGUAUGACAGGCUAUAGGUUAUAACCUGUUUUGUAUGACAGGCUAUAGGUUAUAACCUGUUUUGUAUGACAGGCUAUAGGUUAUAACCUGUUUUGUAUGACAGGCUAAAGGUUAUAACCUGUUUUGUAUGAUAGGCUAAAGGUUAUCACCUGUUUUGUAUGAUAGGCUAAAGGUUAUCACCUGUUUUGUAUGACAGGCUAUAGGUUAUAACCUGUUUUGUAUGACAGGCUAUAGGUUAUAACCUGUUUUGUAUGACAGGCUAAAGGUUAUAACCUGUUUUGUAUGAUAGGCUAAAGGUUAUCACCUGUUUUGUAUGACAGGCUAAAGGUUAUAACCUGUUUUGUAUGACAGGCUAUAGGUUAUAACCUGUUUUGUAUGACAGGCUAAAGGUUAUAACCUGGUUUGUAUGACAGGCUAUAGGUUAUAACCUGUUUUGUAUGACAGGCUAUAGGUUAUAACCUGUUUUGUAUGACAGGCUAAAGGUUAUAACCUGGUUUGUAUGACAGGCUAUAGGUUAUAACCUGUUUUGUAUGACAGGCUAAAGGUUAUAACCUGUUUUGUAUGACAGGCUAUAGGUUAUAACCUGUUUUAUAUGACAGGCUAAAGGUUAUAACCUGUUAUGGAUUAUAGGCAAAAGGUUAUAACCUGUUAAGGAUUAUAGGCUAUAGGUUAUAACCUGUUAUGGAUGAUAGGCUAUAGGUUAUAACCUGUUAUGGAUUAUAGGCAAAAGGUUAUAACCUGUUAUGGAUGAUAGGCUAUAGGUUAUAACCUGUUAUGGAUUAUAGGCAAAAGGUUAUAACCUGUUGUGAAUGAUAGGCUUUAUGUUAUAACCUGUUAUGAAUUAUAGACUAUAGGUUAUAACCUGUUAUGGAUUAUAAACUAUAGGUUAUAACCUGUAAUGGAUUAUUGGUUAUAACAAGAAAGGACCACACUCUUUUUACUAACAAAACUGUGAUGACUGUUGAGAAGGUGACAUAUCCAGAAAGAAGUCCUAACUAUAUGUUCUUUGAAUUCAUACUUAAAAAAUGUCCGCAUUGUUUUUUUAAAAUUGUUAACCAAAUUAGAUUUAGUGAUUGUACAAUAUUAAAAGUGUACAUUUUGUUCAUUUAAAGCGAAGAAGGGAAUAAGACAUAAUUGCGUAUCUUAUUAUUAUCUUAUUAUUAUAAAGAGUAAGAAACCUCUUCUUCUGGUCUGUUUCUAUCCACAACGUUGUAUACAAUUGCUGGUUUUGUAAUGCACUGUAGAGAAAGCAGUUCCACUGUUCAUUUUUCUUCUCUUUUUUUUAAAUAGAAAUGGUAUUUCGAUGGUGUAUUCUUUUUGUUUGAUAAAUAAAGUUUUGA
Messenger RNA from Oncorhynchus tshawytscha (Chinook salmon), 9778 nucleotides. RefSeq names its product DCC netrin 1 receptor (gene dcc). Gene Ontology annotation, molecular function: protein binding. The transcript is spliced from 30 exons. The record is from RefSeq and is a predicted model, not a curated record. NCBI's taxonomy places the organism in Eukaryota, Metazoa, Chordata, Actinopteri, Salmoniformes, Salmonidae. Gene Ontology annotation, cellular component: membrane. Gene Ontology annotation, biological process: cell-cell adhesion. The coding region runs from base 445 to 4899 and encodes 1484 amino acids.